CUUGCGAUAAGAUACCAAAUACUUAUGUACAGCUCGCAACCAACAGCUGAGAUUGCGUGAAUGUGUAUAAUAUGGGGUAAAACGGCAACAUUUAUUUUAUAACAAAAUAAUUUUAGUUGAAAUCUUUGGAAAUAAUUGACGCUAAUUGCAGGGUUUGUUGGAAAGGGGGGGAUGGGGGUUUCUUUUGUGAGCAUUGAGCUUAGCUCAAAGAGAAGCGAAUGGUUGCUUUAAUACAGCUCUCUUUGGCGGAUCAAAAAACAAUAAUUUUGUUAAUUAACACCUGGCCUGUGGCAUUUGUAUGCUGGCUCUAUAUAAAAUUGACUUUAAGCGCAGAUCUUAGCUCAGUUGCCCAAAAGCGCUUUGUUAGAAAAACAGCCCAGCGAGAAGCCCCGAAAACAGGCCCCAAUAGCAUUAUGGACUUCUACUAUCGACCCGGAUCUGCGCCCUGCCGUGCGGUCAUUAUGACGGCCAAGGCAAUUGGCAUUGAGUUUAAUAAUUUGAUUCUUAUCAACACACGCGCCGGUGACCAAUUCAAGCCGGAGUACCUGAAAAUUAAUCCACAGCACUCGAUACCCACCCUGGUGGACAAUGGCCUCUCGCUGUGGGAAUCGCGUGCCAUAAUGGUGUACUUGGUAGAGCAGUAUGGCAAGGAUGACACCCUGUAUCCCAAGGACAUACAAAAGCGGGCGCUUAUCAAUCAGCUCUUGUACUUCGAUAUGGGCACACUGUACAAGAGCUUUGCGGAUUACUACUAUCCGCAGAUCUUCCAGAAGCGAGCGCCCAAUGAGGAAUGCUACAAGAAGAUUGAGCCUGCUUUUGAGCUGUUCAAUACCUUUCUGGAGGGCCAAAGCUAUGCGGCUGGCGAUAAUCUAACUCUGGCGGAUAUAUCAAUCUUGGCCAGCGUCUCCUCCUUCGAUGUGGCUGGCUACGACUUUAAGCGUUACGGCAAUGUGGCCAAGUGGUACGAACAGGCCAAGCUGGUUACACCCGGCUGGGAUGUCAACUGGGCGGGUUGCCUGGAAUUUCGCAAAUACUUUGAUAGCUAGAUCCUCGGAUCCAUGCUGUGCCUAAUGUUUCAAAUAAAGAAAGCUUCAUUUA
Drosophila montana is the source of this 1098-nucleotide messenger RNA. Its product is annotated as glutathione S-transferase 1-1-like. Lineage: Eukaryota; Metazoa; Arthropoda; Insecta; Diptera; Drosophilidae. Gene Ontology annotation, biological process: glutathione metabolic process. The transcript has 2 exons. The record is from RefSeq and is a predicted model, not a curated record. Bases 219 to 1046 code for a protein of 275 amino acids. Gene Ontology annotation, molecular function: glutathione transferase activity.